Molecule: messenger RNA, 956 nt
Organism: Drosophila navojoa
Lineage: Eukaryota; Metazoa; Arthropoda; Insecta; Diptera; Drosophilidae
Gene: snsl
Product: snustorr snarlik
Source: RefSeq, a predicted model, not a curated record
CCAUUUCAGUUGAAACGCAGACGUGCUGCGCGCAGGUUGUCCAACAGACAAGCCAAUCGCAUUGCAUCCCAUCGAAACGAAGUGAAUACAGAAACGAAAACAAAUAAAAAUAGAGAAAUUUUCUGAACGUUUUUGACGCACCGCGUUUCUUCUACUUGGCUAAAUGCUAGCCACAAAUUGUUCGACUUUUGAUCAUGUUUUGGCCAAAACAACUGCCGCUCACUGUUAGCCAACAGCUGCUGCUGUUUCUACUGCUACUUGGCCUGCUGCAAUCUGAAAAUGUGAAUGGCUUCAUCGUGCCACAAGAGCUGCAGUCGGCGCUCUCACUAGUCUAUUCCAAUAUACCGCCCAUUAAAAAAGGCACCGAUUCGCGUCUUGGCUUUGGCUUUCGUCUCGGCCAGCACGCGGAUUUCCAGGUGCUGCUCGAGCUGGGGCCACAGAAGAACACGCGUCCCUUGGGUGAUCCCAACAAGAGUGAUCAGUCGUUUAGCAAGCGUCAGGUGAGCCCCAGCGAUGAGCGCGAGCACCUGCGACAGCAGCAGCUGAUGACCAGCACGGAGCGUAAUGCAGCCAGCUGGCUAGAGAGUUGGUCGAAUGGCAUGAAGCCUCAGCCGCAGGAGAAGCUGCAGCCAAAAUCGAAGGCGAAAGCCAAUCAGAAGCAGACGCUGCCCACACGCGCACCUCUGCCAGUGGAUGCAAUGCAGCAGCUGCAACAGCUCUACAAAAUGGCCACCGAAGCAACGCUAAGCUCAACUUCCACUACUGUAGAGGCUCCAGCAAAUGGACGUUUGAAAAAGGUUCCAAGUGGAUUCAAAUUGCCACCGCCUGCACUCGAGCAGGACACCAACUCUUUGGGCAAUAGCAAUAGGCCCACAAAGAGCAGAGAGGAAGUCACCAAGGAGCUCAUGAAUGUCAGUCUCGAGGAGUAGCUUGUAUGAUGUAUAAUAGAUAUAUAA